AUGACAUCGGUUUGCAGUAAUUGGUUUGUGUUCGGGUCCAUCAAAAAAUUAUUUGCAAUUGUUUCACUACGUGCUCACGUCCGUUUAUUAUCGUCGUCAUCAUCAGAUAGUAAUCAGAAACCGUUAUCACAAAAUCAACUCUUCAAUAAGAUCAUCGCCGACGAAUACGAUGGAUUCAUGCAGUUUCAGAAUACUCUCAAAAUUCGGCAGCGGUUCAAGCGAGAUCCAACUACGUGGCCCUCUGAUGAACAACCAUUCGGUUUAACGCAUGCCAAUUUUAUCGGUAAAACUCUACAUGAGAUUGAAUUACGUCCCGAGCGUGCUUUCGCAAAUUACGUACCGAUGCGACCGUUUGCACUCAGACAUUUGGGUCGGAUGUUGAGAGCACGUUUAUUCUAUCGGACGUUUUCAAAAUACGAUAUACUUGAUCAAAGGGCAAUAAUACAAGGUGCUAGGAAGGCAUUUGAGGUCAUCAGCCAAUCUAUUUAUAAGAAUGAAUUGCAAGGUCUGAUUGAUCGAAAUAUUUGCAAUGCGAAAAAGAUUCGUCGAUUCGAGGAAGUGAUGCAUGAGAUGAGCGAUCGACAGAAGCGUCUGCUUGAUCUAUCACAAAACGAUAUUAUUUCUAUUGCGCCGGGUGUUUUAGGACCCUUUCAAAAUAUCCGACAAGUUCUGCUUGAGAACGUUGUACAUUUGACGUAUUCGAUUCUGUGUUGUGCAUUCUAUCGCAAGGAGAUACUCUUCGAUGCAGUGGAUAAGUUACCAAUACUAGAACCAGCGCAGCUAAAAGAGGAUACAUUUUUACCAAUACCAUCGAAUUAUGGAUAUGCAGCGCCACGUCUCGUUUUUGCUUACAUGGAUUUUUCGCACGUGCUGGAUAUGAACAAUCGGAAAGUGGAUCCGAUUGUGAAUCUAUUCGAUUUCCAGUUUCUUGUUAUGUGA
This is a messenger RNA of Anisakis simplex (herring worm), 939 nucleotides long. The record is from the annotation of a GenBank genome assembly. Lineage: Eukaryota; Metazoa; Nematoda; Chromadorea; Rhabditida; Anisakidae.